Messenger RNA from Postia placenta MAD-698-R-SB12, 1782 nucleotides. RefSeq lists its product as hypothetical. The record is from RefSeq and is a predicted model, not a curated record. The transcript has 8 exons. Lineage: Eukaryota; Fungi; Basidiomycota; Agaricomycetes; Polyporales; Adustoporiaceae. Bases 1 to 1782 code for a protein of 593 amino acids.
AUGGACGAACACUCCGAUAUCGAUGACUCUCCAUCGAAACCUACAAAGCGACUCCGACGAACUCGUGAAGGGGCGAAGGCUCUCCUACACAAGCUCCGUCGUAAGAAUCACGACAUGACCACUCCAGCCAUAGAGCUCGAGAUUAUCCCGCUGCCCACACCGGACAAUGCUGCACCGACACCUACGUGGCCCGGCUUGCGGCCUGUCGAUGAGUUCGCUGACUAUGACUGGGCGUCUGCAUUUGCGAAUUCGCCAGGCAUAGGCGCCAUUACGACCUCGCCCCAACCCGCGCACGGAUCCAGCUCACGGCAGCUGCAAGAGGCUGCAGCUCGGGCACGGGAGCGCGAAGUCAAGGCCACUGUAGCUGCGAAGGCAUCACUAUACAAGAACGCGCGGGAAUUGGGCGGUACCUCGCGCUUCGAACUCGGCCAUGGGUGGACGCGGUUCGUACACUUCAUGGGCUACGUGUACUACUACAACCAUGACCUCCAUACUGUGACGCGGGAUAACAUCGAAGAUGAAGAGAUGCGGAAGGCUGUGGAGGAGGCCUCAAUUGGGGUCCGCAACGCGUUGGAACAGGACGGGCUUGAGGACCACAUACCUGAAGACUGCGAGAUCAUCAUCGGCGAUGAAGCAGAAACUGCUGUUGCAAUACAUCAUCCCGCCAGGCGGAUAUACGAUACAGGCCCUGAGGACCCAUCUGAGGUACUCGAAGUCCGAACAAUGACAACUGAUUAUUGGGACUGGGCCGAACAAUUUCCCAUGCAUCUAGAGUACAACAACCUCCAUUCCGUCGAGGAUAUGUUUCUGAAUGCCCUUACCUAUGGCGCCAAUGUACGCGUUCUUGAAGACAAGGACAACGACUUUCCUUAUACCGAUGAACAGAUCGCCAAGAUCAUGCGCACGUAUCGGCAACAGAGAGUCAUCUCUACUGGAGAUAUCCGAGCCAACUGCUCGUUCAACUGGCACAUCGCUCGGCUGCUACGCGAAGUUCAGAGUGCGCGGACUCUCAGUCCAAGAAAAGGCUGUUCCAGUGCCGUCAAGGCUGCCUUCGAUUUCCAUCGAGUGUCUAAAAAGCAUCGGUCAUCAUGGCAGCUAGAAGCCGCAGAAUACCUACUGGCAGGAAUCCUUUUGGGUGCGCACAAACUGUACUUUGGGAGGCUGAAGAAUGUCCGCAUGGGACCGUCGGUGCAUCUCACGGAUUUUCGGGACACCGUGCGGUCAUUUCUAAACGAAUGGUCCAAUUCCAACCUGCUGGCCACUGUUUUCGUUGGACAGAACAUCAGUGGUUUACAAAAGACUGCAUCGCUGGCAUCAAGCAUAUUCGCACUCCUUAGUGCCGGCACCGGCGUGCAUCACGUCUGGCAACAUCGUGCUCACGUGAACACCGAUAUCAUGAAUGCUGUCAAGUAUCUCAACCAUAUGCGGGACGAUUAUCUGGAUGCCCCGUCCGAUAUGCUCGAGACAGACCUUCUUGUCACAUCCGCCUUCCUUUCCGUGCCAUUCUCCGCGCUGCUCUGGUCUAUGCUGUGUUUCACAAUCGCCCUCGCCGCCCUCUGCAUUCAGAGCACCAUAUCCGGAGGGCGUGUCCUUCUCGCGCUCACUAUGGCUAUAUUCGGAUUGGUAGCCCUCGCGACCUGGUGGUUCUUCAGGCACAUCUGGAAGGCGUCGCGAAGCGAGAGUGAGGUAUCGGCCCCCCAUGCGAGGGUCAGAACGUACAUUAGUAGGACGUUCCCUGAAGUGUCAUUUAUUCGCGAGGCGUUCCAAGAAAUACACAGGUGA